Molecule: messenger RNA, 1752 nt
Organism: Chrysochloris asiatica (Cape golden mole)
Lineage: Eukaryota; Metazoa; Chordata; Mammalia; Afrosoricida; Chrysochloridae
Gene: GRSF1
Product: G-rich RNA sequence binding factor 1
Exons: 10
Coding region: 141-1229 (362 amino acids)
Biological process (GO): regulation of RNA splicing
Cellular component (GO): ribonucleoprotein complex; nucleoplasm
Molecular function (GO): RNA binding
Source: RefSeq, a predicted model, not a curated record
AUUGGGUCCCGGAACAAGGGACGCUCUCCCAGGCCUCGGGUUUUCUCCUUGUUUUGUUCUCCCCUCGAGUCUCUCUGGUUGGUUGGGCAGUGUAAGUGUGGCUGGGGGUGAAUGUUGAGGCCUUGUUUCCCGCCGGGCCCAUGGAGUCCAAAACGACCUACCUGGAAGAUCUUCCACCACUCCCGGAGUAUGAGCUGGCUCCAUCCAAGUUAGGAGAGGAAGUGGAUGAUGUUUAUCUCAUUCGAGCUCAAGGAUUGCCCUGGUCAUGCACUGUCGAAGAUGUCCUGAACUUUUUCUCAGACUGCAGAAUCCGCAAUAGUGAGAAUGGAAUACAUUUCCUCCUAAAUAGAGAUGGGAAACGAAGGGGCGAUGCCUUAAUUGAAAUGGAGUCAGAGCAGGAUGUGCAGAAAGCCUUAGAGAAGCACCGCAUGUACAUGGGUCAGCGAUAUGUGGAAGUGUAUGAGAUAAAUAAUGAAGAUGUGGAUGCUUUAAUGAAGAGCUUACAAGUCAAAUCAUCACCUGUAGUAAAUGAUGGUGUGGUCCGUUUGAGAGGACUUCCUUACAGUUGCAAUGAGAAAGACAUUAUAGACUUCUUCGCAGGACUGAAUAUAGUAGACAUUACUUUUGUCAUGGACUACAGAGGGAGAAGAAAAACGGGGGAAGCGUAUGUUCAAUUUGAAGAACCAGAAAUGGCCAGCCAAGCUUUGUUAAAACACAGGGAAGAAAUUGGUAACCGAUAUAUAGAAAUAUUUCCAAGCAGAAGGAAUGAAGUUCGAACGCAUGUUGGUUCUCAUAAGGGAAAAAAAAUGGCAUCUUCUCCUACUGCUAAAUAUAUAACUGAGCCAGAAAUGGUCUUUGAAGAGCAUGAAAUAAAUGAGGAUAUUCGACCCAUGACAGCUUUUGAAAGUGAGAAGGAAAUAGAAUUGCCUAAGGAGAUGUCAGAAAAACUUCCGGAAGCUGUUGAUUUUGGAACUACGCCUUCACUACAUUUUGUUCACAUGAGAGGACUGCCUUUCCAAGCAAAUGCCCAAGACAUUAUAAAUUUUUUUGCUCCACUGAAGCCUGUUAGAAUCACCAUGGAAUACAGUUCCAGUGGGAAGGCUACUGGAGAAGCUGAUGUGCACUUCGAUACCCAUGAGGAUGCUGUUGCAGCUAUGCUCAAGGAUCGGUCCCAUGUUCACCAUAGAUAUAUUGAACUGUUCUUGAAUUCAUGUCCAAAAGGAAAAUAAGACUUCCAGAGACUCCAAAUAAGGAUGAAUCAAGAAGCAUUUCAUUUGCACAUCUUUCUUGGACAUGGGAUACAAAGUUCCAGUUUAUUAGCAGCAACUGCUAGAGAAAAGAUUUUGGGUUUGGGGGUAAAUUGCUUCUAAGAAAAAUUCCAUAGUGGACUGUUUAGGAAGAGAAAGGAAAGAUUCAGUUUGGGAUUAUGAAAUAAACCACAAAUUAAUUUUUUUGUUUAAAUUCUAGGAUCUGAUUUUAAAAAUCUGGUCUUUAUUUUAUGUGAUCAUUGUAUUCAUAGAGCGUAUUACCCAGUGUAAAGACUACAUGUUUUUAUUCAGUACUAUUCUUUAAAACCCUUUUCCCAUUUAAAAAAUAAUCAGUUUAAAGUUGUGUUUUUUGCCUAUGAGUUGAGAGCUCUGAUGUAAAACUCUUGGUUUGAAGUUUCUCAUGGAAUGUUACUGAUGAUUUAUUUUAACCAAACACUCACCAGAGCAAGGCAAGGUUUCAGACCUUUGGACUGGUGUGGGGUGG